UGCGGCCUGUCAUCGGUGAGACUCGGAUGUGUCUGAAUGGACGCUGCAGUUAAAUCCUAUAGCUCAAUGUUACAUUUUUUACUAGCUAUAUAUUUCUGUCGGCACCGAUGUUUUCCUUGGUAAUCGUGUCAUCACUCCUGGCUGUUUCGGCUAAUGCGGAUUUUUUCCAAUUCGAAAGCAUCUCCAAUGUUUCUACCUAUUAUUUCAAUUACCUCUAUUGCAAUAUUUGGGAAGGAGACUGUCAACCACAUCAGGAUGACGCGACUCAACAAGUGCCUACUGGGGACAUUUGGUCAGGGUUUCCCCAGUACUAUACUGGCAUACUGACAGCCUGGUACUGCAGCGUGGGUCAGUGCUGCGAUUCAGGAGACUGCAGGAUCACAAAUAACAUCACAGGUUUGGAGCGAGAUCUCCAGCUGAAGCUCCACGGGCAGCAUCUGGCCCAGUCUGUGGUUCUGAAAGCGAUUCAAGGCUUCAUCAAAAACCCUGAGUCCAACAAACCUCUGACUCUGUCCUUUCACGGCUGGUCUGGGACAGGCAAGAACUUUGUGGCCCGGAUAGUAGCGGACAACCUGUACCGGGACGGUAUAAAGAGCGAAUGUGUGCGUUUGUUCAUUGCCCCAUUCCACUUCCCUCACGCGAGGUUGGUGGACGUGUACAAGGGCCAGCUGAGAGAAGCCAUACGAGACAUGGUUCUACGCUGCCCACAGACUCUCUUUAUCUUCGACGAGGCCGAAAAACUUCAUCCGGGACUCAUCGACGCCAUAAAGCCCUACAUGGACCACUACGAUAAUGUGGAUGGGGUCAGCUAUAGGAGAGCCAUAUUUCUGUUCUUAAGCAAUAUCGGUGGUGGUGCCAUCAAUGAGGUGGCGCUAGAUUUCUGGCACUCAGGACAGAACAGGGAAGAUAUUGGCAUGGAGGACCUGGAACAUCUUCUGCGUGCUGAAGCCAUGGAGGCAGAAGGAGGUUUUGCACAGAGCGAGCUGAUGUCAGGCCAUCUGAUUGACUUCUUUGUACCGUUCUUGCCGCUGGAGUACCGUCACGUGAAGCUGUGUGCCCACGACGCGUAUGCAGCUCGUGGCCUUCAGCCGGAUGAGGGAACGCUGGACGAAGUGGCCAAAGCCAUGCUGUAUGUGCCUAAAGAGGAGAAACUCUUCUCUGCACAAGGCUGCAAAUCCAUCCCCCAAAGAAUCAACUUCUUUCUACCGUAAUGGCAUUAAAGAAACACACAACAACACACUUGAAUGCAGCAGAAAUGACUGCUGAUGACUGAAAUGCACAUCCUACAACAUUGACAAUGCAAGCAAAACAAAAAAGUGGAGUUUCGACUCUGUACCGUACACUCUUGACAGAAACAGAGGGGCUUGUUCUUCGCAAACUCUUCUGUAAUUAUAUUUUUAGGAACUUUUUAUCUACACUACAGUUUACAUGCAUUGAGUGUACUUAAGCAGCAAAACCUCUUUAAAAAUUGUGCAUUUACAGUGAUGUACUUGAAGUGGAGCCCUAGCAGCCAUUGACACAACAUUAUAUUUGUGUUUUACUUUUAAAGUUGAUGGAAUUGAUUUUUGCAACCAUACAUGAUAUCUAUUUCUGAGUUAAACCGGAUGUUCUAGAUCAUAGGUCUCAAACUGGAUUCCUAGAGAGCCGCAGCUCUGCACAGUUUAGUUCCAGUUCAACACACUUACUUGUAGGUUUCAAACAAGCCUGAAGGACUCAAUUAGUUUAAUUAGGGUUAAAGCUAAACUUUGCAGAGCUCUGGCCCUCCAGGAACUGCAUUUGACCAUGUUCUAGAACAUAGGGCUGCGUCCGAAACCGCAUACUUCCAUACUGUACAGUACGCUAAAAUCAGUAUGCGAGCCGAGAAGUAUGUCCCAAUUCAUAAGUACCCGGAUGAUUACUACUUCUGGCGAGAUUCAAAAGUGCACAUCCCAUGCACACUACUCUAUCCCAUGAUGCUCCGUGAGUGAAUUCAUGAAUAGGAGUGAAGUGACGCAACUGACGCAGGUAGGUCACGUGACCAUGACAAAA
This is a messenger RNA of Danio rerio (zebrafish), 2028 nucleotides long. It is a transcript of the gene tor3a, whose product is annotated as torsin family 3, member A. The record is from RefSeq and is marked provisional. Gene Ontology annotation, cellular component: endomembrane system; cytoplasm. Lineage: Eukaryota; Metazoa; Chordata; Actinopteri; Cypriniformes; Danionidae. Gene Ontology annotation, molecular function: ATP hydrolysis activity; ATP binding.